Molecule: messenger RNA, 492 nt
Organism: Mangifera indica (mango)
Lineage: Eukaryota; Viridiplantae; Streptophyta; Magnoliopsida; Sapindales; Anacardiaceae
Exons: 4
Coding region: 1-492 (163 amino acids)
Source: RefSeq, a predicted model, not a curated record
AUGGGUCAGGCAUUUCGUCGAGCAACUGGAAGGAAUGCAGUCGAUCGGAAACCACCUGUCAACCCCACCGAAGAGGUCAAGAUCUCCCGGACUGCUGCUCCAUUCCACGGACGCAAUCGUCCUAGUAAACUCCUCUUUACUCACUUCAAUGCCAACAAUGUGCUUGAAGAACGAGAACCCAGACAUGAUGAAAUGCUCGGUCAAAUGCUGGGAAGAGUCAGAACAAAGCCUGGAGGAAAACUUGAGAUGGGUGAGUCAUCAGUGGGGGAAAGAGAUAAUAGACCAAUGCCGCAACUUCCAAACACCACACUGGAUAAGGAAAGGCCUGUCCCUCCAGGAACCUUAAAUGGCAAGGCUGAGGACCACGAGGGGCCUAUGGAUGCUAAUCAGAUUGCUGAGAAGUGCAGACUUGCUGUCGUCCAGGUUAAGCCAAUCUUGCAGUUUCUAGCAGGGCCUUCAGAAAAUAGCAGUAAACGGAAAACCCAUCAGUGA